Messenger RNA from Aspergillus niger, 507 nucleotides. RefSeq lists its product as uncharacterized. The transcript has 3 exons. The record is from RefSeq and is a predicted model, not a curated record. The coding region runs from base 1 to 507 and encodes 168 amino acids. Lineage: Eukaryota; Fungi; Ascomycota; Eurotiomycetes; Eurotiales; Aspergillaceae.
AUGGCUGCUGCUGAUCUAGAAUAUAGGAACAAGACAUGGUCAGCGGAAGGCUCAAAACCCAAUGUUAGUGAUGCAAGGCUGGCUGGCCCCGACUCAGCACCACUGCUCACCGAAAUCCCAGCCACCUUCCGCCAAUACUCUAAAUCGUCACAAGGCGGGGUGUUGCUGUCAUUGAACCGCUCGGUGUAUCCCGGAACCUCACUCAGGUUCGAUUCUGCAACCGAUUGCAAGUUAUGGCGUCAGGAAAGAGGACAUGGUAGCAGCGACAUUCCACAUUCGGCCUACACAAAUGGAGUGGGGCUACAGUCUGAACUCGGAGGUCCUAGAGUGAUUCUAGUCUUGCCCGGCUGCGGCUGUUCGACUCAGACCGUCAAGGCACCUAAAAUGGGUAUGGCCGCAGAAGGUAAUCUGAAGCACAAUGACACGAUACAUAUGGUGACAGCCAGCCGCACCUCAACCUGUCUUUUCAACAGUCAGCCUAUGAUGGGCAUGAUGUGGAGCCCAUAA